AUGCCACUUCCGGAUCCGGAGUAUCCGGACCCGUUAGCACCCAAAGCUUUGUCACUGUCAGGAUCAGUCAUUGAUUCGCCGCCUCCUGAGACAGAUGACCCAGUGCCGCCGCCAACUGGUGACCAAUACGACUGGGACAUCGAAGUUGUACAACCGCAUCCAGACGCAGUGGAGAGCGCACUUAUAGGCAUAGAUCCGUAUUCUGACGUGAAAGACGAUGGACUGGUAUUCGAAAAAAUUGAUCGCCAAUCUGAUGCCAAACAAGAUUAUGUCGACCUCCACAUUGAUGUCCGCAAGCCCAUUGUUCAAGACCCUGUCGACAACCCGUAUGAUGACCCUUAUGCCAAUAUGGAGGAUAUCGUGCGAGACGAGUUGAAAACUUCGGCACAGCAAUAUGGUGAAGACAAAGGAUUUUCUGCCCUGCCCAAGAGUAAUUUAAACCUCGAAUUUACUCCAUCAUUUUUAAAAUCCGAUGGGGAUCAUGAUCCUGGUAUUCCCCGCGAUACUCCAAGGAAGCCAUAUGACCACAACAUUCCUGUGUUCCCUGACUCCGGAGUAUGCCGCAACCCCUGGUACGUUUCCGAUUCCUUUACCACUACCAUAACUCCACCCCCCUCCCCGCCCCCAGACACGGACCAUCUGCCCCCGCCAGACACCGUCAGGGAAAUGCUCCACUGGAUGGUUGGAUUGAAUCAAUAUGGGUAUGUUGCGAUUAUUAAAAAGCAUAUUGAAGACCUUUUGAGGGAGCUUAACGAGGAUGCCUCACAGCUCUCAGAUGCCCUCGAGGUCACUGGGGAUCCCACUCAGCUGACCGCUUCCCAUAUCUCCAACACUCUGACACAGGCGUGUCUCUACUCUGCCAGCGUUCUCCACAGGAUUAGGUAUAAAGACAUUUCGACAGCUGUUUCAACCCUUGACUUCAGCUCAGAAUAUUCCAAGCUUUAUUAUGCCUCGGACCCCGCCCGCCUCCUCUGCCAGCUGCGGGACUACGUCUACGCCUGCUAUCACCAGCUGGCGUUCCUGAGGUCACAGUGUUCUCGAGGGGAAUCUGAUGGUGGCUGGCAGGAUUAUAAGUAUGGAAAUGGUGCCAAAAUUCCGUCCCCCCUCCAGGCCUUCCUGACUGACGGCCCCGACUCCAAGUUCCAGACUCAUCCCUUCGACUCGUGCAACAUCUGCCGCAAGAGCCGUGUCAACAUGGGAUUCAAGCACAGUGAUUUGCCUGUAUCUCAGCAAACUGGCAACAUUCUUCUCACCAUCCUCACUCCCACCUGCGGCGGCGAGGAUCCCCUGCUGACGCUGUGCUCUUACCUCAACUGCCUCACCAGGCGAACGCCGCGCACCGCCGGGGAGCUUGUCUCGUUCUUCCACAAUUUCGGGAAUGAGCUGCACAAUGGAUCUUCAGACUUGUCCAAGCUGGGUUCCGUCCUCUCCAGUCAGCAUGGCCACUGCCCCGACUGGGACCGUCUCAAGGACUCCGACCUCCAAGUCAUCAAGGACGCCAGGGGCUCCGCCCCUCCCAACUCCAACCACAACCACGACAAGGACCAUCCCAACACACUAUCCUCUCUACUUGGCUGCGACAUCACCAAUGCCCAGUGCCCACAGCAUAUGAAGCCCAUCAACUACCGGGCCUACGCCCUGUACUCUUCCAGCUUCGCCCACCACUACCUCAGCUGGGUGGUCCACCUACCUGACAGACUCUGGGACUCGCUGCUCAAGUUGCGCUGUGAUCUCGAGAACCUUCAAUGUCACGACUCCAAGUGCUUAUCUCUCCAACAGUGUCCUAAGGCCCUGCCCCUCCUCUACUCUCACGGGUUCACUCCACCAGAAGGGACACUGCAGCCGUCACUCAAGUGUUCCAAGGUCAUCACCAAUCUGGAGGAAGUGGUCUCAGGAAAGCCUAUCGCAAGCCUCAUGACUGCCAUGGACGAUUUCCUCCACGGCAUACGGAUGCCCUUCCUCUACACCGUCGGCACACUCUGGCUCAUCGCCACUCUCUACAUCGCCCACUCACUACUGUACCGCAUGGACGUCCUGCGCAUCCGCUCCCACCUCCUCACCACCAGGGCCUCACACCUCAUCGACGUCAAGGCGCUGCUCGCCGGCAGCCGCAGGAUGCUCUCACUCUACCGUGACGUCGAUUACUUCGACGAUGACUCUCACUCAUGA
This is a messenger RNA of Babesia ovata, 2169 nucleotides long. Its product is annotated as ribosome binding protein. NCBI's taxonomy places the organism in Eukaryota, Apicomplexa, Aconoidasida, Piroplasmida, Babesiidae. The record is from RefSeq and is a predicted model, not a curated record. Bases 1 to 2169 code for a protein of 722 amino acids. The transcript has a single exon.